Molecule: messenger RNA, 569 nt
Organism: Emericellopsis atlantica
Lineage: Eukaryota; Fungi; Ascomycota; Sordariomycetes; Hypocreales; Bionectriaceae
Product: ribosomal protein L37ae
Exons: 4
Coding region: 110-388 (92 amino acids)
Biological process (GO): translation
Cellular component (GO): ribosome
Molecular function (GO): structural constituent of ribosome
Source: RefSeq, a predicted model, not a curated record
CAAAAUUCACAACUCCCACCCGAAGGACAUUUUCGGGCGGCAUCCAGCAACUACCGCUCUCCCACGAUCACUUCAAUCCCCGUCGCCAACACAUCACAAAUCAGUCAAGAUGACCAAGCGCACAAAGAAGGUCGGUGUCACCGGUAAAUAUGGUACCCGUUACGGUGCCUCCCUGCGUAAGCAGGUGAAGAAGAUGGAAAUCACUCAGCACGCCAAGUACACCUGCACCUUCUGCGGCAAGGUCACCGUCCGCCGCCAGGCUGUCGGUAUCUGGGACUGCAAGGGCUGCAAGCGCACUGUCGCCGGUGGUGCCUACACCGUCUCUACUCCUGCCGCCGCUGCCACCCGCUCGACGCUCCGUCGUCUCCGGGAGAUCGCUGAGGUCUAAAGCCUCUUGUCGUUUUCAGCAUGGAAGGGAACUAGGGCGCGAAAGAGCAUUUCGAAUUUCGGCUUCACUUUUCGGAACGGUGUCCUGGGGGUAGUAAACGGAAUGGAAUGGUUUUUCAUUCAAGGAUUGACUCGUGCCUUCGCAUACUACGAGUGCUUAUGACGAUUGGACGUUGGGACCC